Messenger RNA from Magnolia sinica, 2673 nucleotides. RefSeq names its product ATP-dependent DNA helicase 2 subunit KU80. Gene Ontology annotation, molecular function: double-stranded DNA binding; damaged DNA binding; telomeric repeat DNA binding. The transcript is spliced from 13 exons. NCBI's taxonomy places the organism in Eukaryota, Viridiplantae, Streptophyta, Magnoliopsida, Magnoliales, Magnoliaceae. Gene Ontology annotation, biological process: cellular response to gamma radiation; cellular response to X-ray; DNA recombination. The coding region runs from base 18 to 2279 and encodes 753 amino acids. Gene Ontology annotation, cellular component: Ku70:Ku80 complex; nucleus. The record is from RefSeq and is a predicted model, not a curated record.
UUUCAAUCCCGUUUCAGAUGGCUCGUAACAAGGUAUACUUGGAUUUCCAAAUUUCCUUUUUUUUUCCUUUCAAAGGUUCGAAUCAGCGCUGCCAUCUUUCGUGUCUGAAAUUCGGCAAUCGAUCGAUAUUUUCACGUGAAGCAUUGGUUUUGCUGCUCGAUGUUGGCCCCUCUAUGCACAAUCUUCUCCCAGAGAUUGAAAAAGUCUGCUCCAUGCUCGUACAAAAAAAGCUAAUUUACAACAAGAGCGAUGAAGUAGGCAUAGUUCUAUUUGGAAGUGAAGAUACUGACAAUGCGCUGACAAAGGAAGUGGGUGGGUAUGAACAUGUGGUAGUUUUACGACAUAUCAAAGUGAUUGAUGGUGAUAUGGUUGAUGCUCUGCAAAAGCUUCCCAGAGGAACUGCUUGUGGUGAUUUUCUGGAUGCCAUUGUGGUUGGAAUGGAUAUGCUGAUAAAGAAAUUUGGGCCAACAAACAAGGGCAAGCAACGUCUGUGUCUCAUAACUAAUGCACAGUAUCCCACAAAAGAGCCAUUUGAAGGAACAAAGGAAGAUCAGAUUGACACCAUUUCUGCACAGAUGAAGACCCAUGGCAUGAGACUGGAUUGUAUAAUCGUGAGAGGAAAGCUAACUGGAGCUGCGAAUAAGAAGAUAAUGGAUGAGAAUGAUCUUCUAUUGAACAGAUUUUCGAAGAAAACAAUUUCAAAAUCAGUCUAUGUUGAAAGCCCAACUUCAUUGUAUGGUGCUCUUAGAACUCGAAAUAUAUCUCCUGUUACUAUAUUCAGGGGUGAUCUCGAGCUAAGCCCAUCGAUGAAGAUCAAGGUGUGGGUUUACAAGAAAACAUCUGAAGAAAAGUUUCCUACACUAAAGAGAUAUUCUGAUAAAGCACCUUCAAAUGAUAGAUUUGCAACACAUGAAGUCAAGGUAGAUAUUGAAUACAAAAGCUUGGAAAAUCCUAACAAAGUUGUACCCCCAGAACAAAGGAUUAAAGGCUAUCGUUAUGGGCCUCAAGUGGUUCCUAUUUCAUCUGCUGAGUGGGAGGCUGUGAAGUUCAAACCAGAGAAAAGUGUGAAGCUUCUAGGUUUUACAGAUGCCUCCAAUGUUAUGCGGCACUACUAUAUGAAAGAUGUUAAUGUCUUCAUUCCUGAACCGGGCAAUGCAAAGGCCAUUCUUGCUGUUUCUUCAUUGGUAAGAGCAAUGAAGGAAAUGAACAAGGUUGCAAUCUUGCGAUGUGUAUGGAGACAAGGGCAAGGGAGUGUCGUCAUUGGAGUAUUGACACCAAAUAUAUCUUCCCUGGAUAAUAUCCCAGAUUCAUUUUACUUCAAUGUACUUCCUUUUGCUGAGGAUGUUCGAGAGUUUCAGUUUCCAUCCUUCAACAAUUUCCCACCGUCAUGGCAGCCAAACGAACAACAGCAAGAGGCAGCAGACAACUUCGUCCGGAUGCUUGACCUUGCACCAUCUGGGAAAGAGGAAGCUCUGCAACCUGAUUUUACUCCCAAUCCUGUCUUGGAGGUUAUACUUGGUUUGCAAUUUUUCUACCAUCUGUUAUGCUUGUUUGGCAUGGUUUCAUUCAUGAUGUCCUUUUGUAUUCAACGCUUUUACCAUUUCCUUGAGUUAAAAUCAAAGCAGCCAGAUGCAGAUGUGCCUCCACUUGACAGAACUCUUAAGCGGGUCGCUGAACCUGAUCCAGAGCUUCUUUCUCAAAACCAGUCUGUUAUAGCUAACUUCAGAAAUAAGUUCGAGCUAAAGGAGAAUCCAAAGAAAAAGAAGUCAUCUAGACUAUUAUGGAGGGAAAAACGAUCAGCCUCAGACGAGGGGGAAAAGGAUGCUGAAGAUGUACCUGAUGUUCAGAGUGUCAAGCUAAUUGGAAAUUCAUCUAAAAUGAAGGUUGAAGAAAUUGGGGAUCUGAACCCUGUACAAGAUUUUGAAGCCAUGAUGGCACGUAGAGAUAGCUCUGAGUGGGUCAGUAAAGCAAUCAGAAAUAUGAAAGUUCUCAUUUCUGACCUCUUGGAUAGUUCUUGUGAAGGGAAUCACUAUGACAAGGCAAUGGAAUGUUUAGUGGCCCUUCGCAGGGGUUGCAUUCUCGAGCAGGAACCAAAAGAGUUCAACCAAUUUAUGCAAGAACUUUCUAAGAAAUGCAAAGAAAAGAACCUCAAGAGAUUUUGGGAGCUCCUUAUCUCUAAACAUGUCACACUUAUCAGCAAGGAGGAAGCUAUAGACAGUGACGUGGCAGACAAUGAGGCCAAAAGAUUCCUGGUUAAAACUGAGCUGACAUCUGAGUAGGAAACUGAGUUGACUGGCAUUGACAAUGAAGUGUGUACUAAGAUGGUGGUGUGAUCUUGGAACAGUAAUUGAUCACAUUGCUAACGGAUACAGAUAGGGUGGCAAUUGGGCCGAGCAAAACAAACAAUUUGGGAGGCCCUGAGCUGCUCAGUUGAAAAUCCAGCACUAACCCAUCUCAGGCCCCAACCUAACCCUAGGUACCCAAGUGGCAGACGUCAACAUGGUAGAUUGCAUUGCCAAACAAAAAAAUUGGAAUAUUGCAACCCUUGACCCUUUUUUUCAUAAUAUCUUCGAUUUCAUCAUUUUAUCCUGAUAAUGUUGUGAUUUAUGGUGAUUUUUCCAUGUGAUUUAUGGCGAUAAUACAGUGGGCCACCUUAUAUGUUGAGCCAAACCA